AUGGCAUCAUCGUCUGUGGUGAAGAGGAUCAAGCUGGGGUCGCAGGGACUUGAAGUAUCGGCACAAGGACUUGGGUGCAUGGGCAUGUCUUCAGGCUACGGCCCUCCAAAGCCUGAAGCUGACAUGAUCCCCCUCAUCCACCAUGCAAUCAACAAUGGGGUCACCUUCCUCGACACCUCCGAUAUCUAUGGACCGCACACCAACGAAAUACUUCUCGGCAAGGCUUUGAAGGGAGAGAUGAGAAAGAAAGUGGAAUUAGCUACCAAAUUUGGUGUGAGCACCAAGGAUGGGAAAUGGGAAAUUCGCGGUGAUCCAGCAUAUGUGAGAAUUGCUUGUGAAGGGAGUUUGAAGAGGCUUCAAGUUGAUUGCAUAGAUCUUUAUUACCAACAUCGCAUCGAUACGAGCCUUCCAAUUGAAGUCACGAUGGGGGAACUCAAGAAAUUGGUUGCAGAGGGUAAAAUCAAGUAUAUAGGUCUGUCGGAGGCUUCUGCUUCGACAAUCAGGCGAGCUCAUGCUGUUCACCCUGUAACAGCUGUGCAGUUGGAAUGGUCCUUAUGGUCAAGAGAUGUGGAGGAAGAAAUUGUUCCUACUUGCAGAGAACUUGGCAUUGGAAUUGUUGCAUACAGUCCUUUGGGGCGAGGAUUCUUUUCUUCAGGGCCUAAGCUGGUUGAGAACUUGUCGGAAGGAGACUUCAGAAAGAUACUGAAAUGGUUGUUCCAACCUUCAAAUAUUGAACAGCAACUGCCCAGGUUCCAGUCUGAAAAUCUAGAGCAUAACAAGCAGCUCUUUGAGAGGGUUGAGGAGAUCGCUGCAAGGAAAAGAUGCACCCCAUCACAACUAGCCCUAGCGUGGGUCCAUCACCAAGGAGAUGAUGUAUGUCCCAUUCCUGGAACUACCAAGAUAGAAAACUUCAACCAGAACCUUGGAGCUUUGGCUGUGAAACUAACGCAAGAAGAAAUUGCUCAACUCGAAUCCAUUGCUGCCAAAGGGGAUCGAUACCCAGGAAACAUGGGUACUUUCAAGUAUGCAGACACUCCUCCGUUGUCUUCCUGA
This is a messenger RNA of Dovyalis caffra, 1053 nucleotides long. The record is from the annotation of a GenBank genome assembly. NCBI's taxonomy places the organism in Eukaryota, Viridiplantae, Streptophyta, Magnoliopsida, Malpighiales, Salicaceae.